GUAGCUAAAGUACAUUUUUGGUAGCUGGAUAAAAAAUAAUUAAUAAAUCAGAUCUUGCUCAGAUUUGAAAAUGGCUGAUCUGGCAAUAUUGAUGAUAGAGUAAAUAUUUCAUCGAGCAUGCGUACACCGACCCAACAACUAUUCCAGAACAUUUCUGUUCUUUCUUUUACCCCCUCCAUUACCUAAUCCAACCUAACUUGUUAUUGACGUGAGACACGUGUGACCGCGGUCUAUCUCACUCCUGUUCGUCGUAGAUCCUAGGACGGACCACGUUGUCGAGUUCGUUACCGAAUUUAUAUAAAAUAUCUGCUUAUAAUCAGGGAAAGUGUUUCCUAACUACAUAUGGUGCAAGCCUAGAUCAUCCGUGUUUGCACUGUCCUGUAAAUAUUGACGAAGAGGGGAAUUAUCGAGUCGCAAUUGUGCGUGGUCAUCGAUCACACCUUCUAGAACGAUGGAUUCGAAAGUGUGCAAGAAGGAUCCCCUGCAAGCUGUCGUUCUCACAGACGACUUCACGACGAGCAUGACUCCUUUGCAAAAAUUGUACCCGAGUAUCUUGAUGCCUGUGAUAAGCAGACCGCUCCUUGAUUACAUGAUGGAGACCCUGGAAAGGUCGAAGGUCGAAGAGAUAUUUCUCUAUUGCAGCAGUCACGUGGACUCGCUGAAGGAAUAUGUGGAACAUGCGAAGAAGAAGUUCCACCGUAUCGCAAUCUCUCUGAUUGUCUCGGAUGACUGCAGAUGUCUCGGAGAUGCUCUGAGAGAUAUCUAUGGGAAAGGCUGCCUCAGAGGAAACUUCAUAUUGCUUCGCGGGAACGCAUUCACGAAUACAAAUCUUCGAAAUUUAUUCGACUUGCAUCGUUCUAAAACUGAGAAGGACAAAGGGGCGGUUAUGACUAUGGUACUGCGUAACGUUGGCCCCACCAAGAACACCCUCCUCGAUGAGGAGACAACAUUGGUUGUUUCCAACAAGACCGACGAUAGGAUUCUGCAUUAUGAGAAACUGAAGAACCAUGAGAAGAAGGUGAAGAUGAAGAUUAGCUGGUUCCUAAAUCACGACGAGGUACAAGUCAGUACGUCUUUCCUGGACACGCACGUAUACAUGUGCUCGCCGUCUGUCCUGUCACUCUUCGCUGACAAUUUUGACUUUCAGACUAUGGAUGAUUUCAUCCGAGGAGUGGUGAGUGACGAUGUUUUGGACUCGAGUAUCUAUUACGAAGAAUUAAACCCGGAAGACUACGCUUUAGCGAUACCCUCGUGGAAGAUUUAUCAUUUGCUAACUAAGAACGUCAUGGGCAGGUACAGUUACCCUCUCACACCGGACUGUCUUCUCUCCGCAACGGACAUUGUAUACAGCCCGCUGAAUAGCUCGUACAAACACAAAAGCGCCAUUCUUUCUAAAGGCUGUCUUCUGGAGCAGAAAUGCUUCAUAGGACAGAAUAGUACGUUGGGAGACCACACCACGGUUAAUACGUCUGUAAUCAUGAAUAAUUGCGUUAUAGGCAGUAACGUUCUUUUAUGUGACAGUUACGUCUUCCCGAAUGUCAAGAUCGAAGACAACUGUACCGUCACGAACAGUAUUCUGUUUCCGAAUUGCGUGGUCAGAAAUGACAGUAAGAUAGACGAAUGUAUACUGUGCCCCGAGAUUGAGGUCGAGGCUAACAGCAAGUACGCCGAUGCCUUUGUCGAAUCUCCCGGUGAAUUAAGCACCACGCUGUCGGGGCUGAAUGGCAAAGAGGGCUUUUACUAUUUCAAGAGCAACGUAGGGGUCGAGAGUGACGACAGUUCGACCGAGUCGUCGAGCACCGAGUGUUGCAACCCGGUGGACGACACGAAUAUGUUUCUGUCCGAGGUGAUUGACAGUUUGUUACGCGGCUAUCAGGACAAGUUGAAAUGCGAACACUUGAUCCUCGAGAUCAAUUCGUCGCGAUACGCUUACAACGUCUCUGUCCGUGAGGUGACGUACAACGUCGUCAAAGGGAUCCUGCUUCUGCCGUUGCAUUAUCUCGCCGAGAUCAAUGAACCGGUCAGCAAUAAGAGCUACCAGAAGCACUUGAAAGCUGUUAUAUCUUACUUCAAGCCGAUCAUUCGGAAUUACGUUAAGAACACGGACGCACAGGAUGACUGCCUGCACGCGAUAGAGGACGUUGCAAGCACGACCGACGAAACGCUGCCGUGUACGUUGUUCCUUUUGCACGACUUCUACGAUUGUGACAUAUUGUCGGAGGAAAAGAUCUUGGAAUGGUACGAGUCCGAGGUCGAGGACCUGGACGUGCGCCGAAAGAAAGUUAGGGACGCCGUUAAGUCUUUCGCAAUAUGGCUGCGAGAGGCGGAGGAGGAUUCCUCCGAUAAUGGCGAUUCCUAAUCGCUCUCUCUCUCUCUCUCUCUCUCUCUUUACUAUGUGUGUAACAAUAUGUCAGGAAACAUUUUGUAAUUCUCUUCGGAAAGUUCCAGCAUUUUUACGAAACCGUCGAGAACCGAUAAAUCUAUCGACACGCGAUGUUCGAAAUAAUAUCGCGCGCAUCUCUCGGCCGGGACGGUAUUAGAAUCGGAUGGGAAAAUUUUACAUACACGUAUAUCACGCUUAGCGAGCGUGUCGAUAUAUUUAUCAGUGAUACAUUUAAUCCGUGUGAAAUAGACUGACAUAUUUGGUUAAUAUGUAACGUGCGUCAUUUGGAUUCGUAGUUCAUCGGCGGAUGAAAUCUUAUAUGGAUCAGGCGAGUUUCAUUUCUGAAUUCUUAAAAUAUGAGUAUCGUAACACGUUGAUUGUCGAGCGAUAAUAUUCUAAUAGGGGAGACCGGCAGCUGAAUUCCUGGCAUUACACACUCGGCAUUGUUAGGGCAUAUCGAGCUCGUUGUCAUUCGAUUAAAGGGCCAUCGUAUAAUUCUCGUAUAAUAAUCGCUAGACGAAAACUGGCCCGUGUCCCAUACACGCUAUUCUAUGCCGACAACCAUAGACUCGGUAUGGGUCGCGGCUAUUUUUUAUUAGUUACUUAUCAGUUACAGUUCUGCGGAAUAACAUCUCCGAAGAUGGCGAUGAAUUUGUAUUCGGAAAUAAAACAAUCUAAAUGAGAGCAAA
Messenger RNA from Dinoponera quadriceps, 3072 nucleotides. RefSeq names its product translation initiation factor eIF-2B subunit epsilon (gene eIF2Bepsilon). Bases 452 to 2359 code for a protein of 635 amino acids. Lineage: Eukaryota; Metazoa; Arthropoda; Insecta; Hymenoptera; Formicidae. Gene Ontology annotation, molecular function: translation initiation factor activity; guanyl-nucleotide exchange factor activity; translation initiation factor binding. Gene Ontology annotation, cellular component: eukaryotic translation initiation factor 2B complex. The record is from RefSeq and is a predicted model, not a curated record. The transcript has 3 exons.